UCCCUUCGAGCGUCAGGAAGGAUGUAUUGCAAAUACGGCACCCUGAAACGCGACGUAAGUUCGGCUGACGGAGAAAAAUAACUUCUAUGCUUUGUGGAUAAUGAAAGUGGCGUAAAGUGUACAAAAAAGUUUUACGUUUCGUCAGCGUUAAACAGUGGUAGUAAGAGCGAUUACAGUUAGAUUGUACUGUUAGGCAAGCUGGCAUCUACCCCCCUCACGUGACAGCCAACAGUGCUGUGCCUCAACUUAACCAGUGCCUGCGACACGCAUGUUGGUUUUAAUGAAGACCGCCAUAAGUGAGAGUACCUCUUCGAUUGGCUGCGUCGUGACCAAAGUGAAGUGGGUAGUUGAACUCACAUAAUGCGUAGUUAGUCACUUUAGUACAAUUGCGUCUCCUGUCUCAGCGUCGUCGUCUGCUUCAUUCUAACAGACUAGUAAAGAAGUUCUUAUAGUCUUUCGCCGCCGACGUGGGGAAGUACGACAUAAUUGUUGUUAUUGGUUCUUAAAAGGAGCCACUAUCUAAAUGAAAGGUAGGAUGUGGUUAUUCAAAACGGUACGGAAUUUGCCGGACGAUCCACAUCUGCCUUGGCUGUUUCUUCUACUAUACGUGCUUCACUUACUAUUCGUUGAUGGCGCCGUUGUCGUAGAUCUAACAGGCCAGAUCGAGCACGUCUACGCUAGCGUCGAAGAUGGUCAAGCAUCACUGCCUUGCAAUCUUCGCUUAUACGAAGCGUCUGUCGUGGAGCACGUUGUCUGGACCCGAGUGUCGACGAAGGAGGUGAUCUAUCGUCUCGAUGGCCGUCGCGGUAUAAACGCUCGCGGAGUAUUCGCCUCACCACAUCACGUUACCUCGCCGGCGUGGACAGGUCGAAGUUAUUUCUCUUUGGCUCGCCAACCAGCGACACUCAAAAUUGCCCGCCUUGAGCUCAGCGACUCGGACGAAUAUACCUGCGAAGUUCAACACGCUGAUGGGACGACGCUCACUCAUAGACUCGUGUUCACCGUUAUUCAUGCUCCAAAGGUCCAGGUUUCUAUCCGAGGAGGCCACGACAGCUUGGCGGUUAACGAAGGCGACGAUGUCUAUCUAGAAUGCACUUUCUCAGCAAAUCCGGAACCUCAUACCAUCCUCUGGUAUCACGACAGCCGCUUACUGCCAGAAUACCUUGUGCCCAUAACAACAGGUCCCUACCUGAUUCUGAAAGGCGCCAGACCCGAACACUCAGGAAAUUAUACUUGUUCUGUUGCUAAUCUUCUGGGAAACGCUACGAGCGGUCCGGCAAACCUGCAGGUGAAAUAUCGGCCACGUUGCGUUUCGUUAUGGAGAUCGCCCAGUGUCGCAUCGUUACUGCCGAUCUCGAAAGGCGUAGCAAACCCUUUACAUGCACAGAAGUCCAGCAUAGGCCAGGACAUCGUUGACGAGAUUCGUAUUGGCUGUGAAUUGGAUUGCGAUGAUGGCGCGACGUGUGACUUCAUCUGGGAUGUAUUUGAUGAAGCCGGUGUACGAAUGAACAUUCAACCUCAUUCAGAAGAACCAGUCAAAGCAACGACUCAGUCCAGAUCUCGUCUAGCAGAAUUUAGUAUACCGAGGAGAUACAGCCAGCAACCGUUACGAAUAGAGUGUCGAGGAAAGAACCGCAUUGGAGUUACCAAAAUUCAACCAUGUUCACUGGAAAUUCCGUCAGUUGCUGGAGGAAACGAAAAUCAGUGCGUUCUUUCAUGGGGCGAUACACGCCGUCUGCGCAAAGCCAGUGAUCCGCUUCUUGUUAGAUGCCCGCUAAAGGAAGGUCGUCCUCAACAAUGGCGCCGUCCUGAUCAGAGCAACGAGGUACAACUAUCUGAUUACGGCACGGGUCACACGUACGUCCUGGAGAUUCUAAACGAACUCGGCCACGUAGUGGAUCAUCUGGUCUCGCCGGAGCCACGGUUCGCCCUUGAGGCAGGCAGCCGCUGGCGGGAAGGCAGCGGAGAAGUUCCUCAGAUGGAAAAAUUGCUUCUGCGAAUUGUCAUCCCCAGUUUGCAAACCACCAGAACCGUUGGCCUCCAGAGAAGUGUCGGCGGUAGCCAUAGUAAUAGGCCCGGCGUUAAGGCUAAUGCGGAAAGCUCCAUACCGUUUACAUUGUGCUGUUCGGCCCGCGGAAAGGACCUUGCACAAAUGCUUCUUAAGCCGCGGAGCGAGCCACUGGCUACGUCCAACGCCUUUACAUAUGGCGGCCUAAAAACAGCACAGCUGCACAAGCACGCAGUCAUUCUUAUGGCGACAUGCACCGUCGCCAUAGUAUCCCUUAUAAGUCGAUAACACAAAUCAUGGGCGAGAUCGGAGCGUAGACACCAGAAGAGCAGACAAAGACAGGAAAAUCACGAUAGCAUCUAUAGAAAGCAACGCAUCGACAGCAUGGUUUGUCUAGAUAUAAGGGAAACAUUCGGCGAUAGAACAGGCGGGAUCGUAGAAUCUCUAAAUGCCACUUAUGAUUCCAUUGAAGCUGUCGGAGUUACCAGCUCGUUCGAGGUCGCCGAGGCGGUGUGAGCAUUCCAUUCGCGGGAUUCCUCAAUCAGAAUCGAGCCAAUAACAACAGAGAGUUGAACGAAGAGCCAUGUAAAAGUAGAUUGCCUGGUUCAUCUGUGCGCGAUAUAAGGAUGGUGAUCAUACGUGGCGUGGCAGCCGUGUGACUGAGCUCGCGCCUAAUCGCUUUAUGUUUAUCUGUAAAUGUGCGGGUGCGUGAUCAGGAGCUAUUACGAUGAUCGUGACGAGUUUUUUUUACUUUGAAGCUUUCGAGUGUGGUGUAUGUUGAGCAAAAUGUGAAGAAGCCAGAGUGCAGACGACAAUGUGCCGACAAAUCACAGUCUGAUUCGGAUUUGUCACUCGCGUUCAGAGCAGAACAUCGUCCAUGCGUAAACGGCUAUCGAAGCCUACAAGUCCAUAAAGUAAAUAGGGGACUCUCAAAUUUUAAGCGACAUAAACGAAAUAGGUUUCGCAUUAACGAUAUACAUGUCGACGUGUAAAUAACGCAUAUCUAUAUACAAAUAAGUAAUUGCCCAGGGAAGUAAAUGAAUGCGAACUUUAGUAAGGUAGAGGUAAGAGAGAGAGAGAGAGAGAGAGAGAGAGAGAGAGAAUAUGUAAAAAUGAUAGUGGUGUAAUAUCGAUGGGACGUUGAGAAGGCAGCGGAAGGCACCCUGCCAUCUCGAACGUGAAUUCUGUGUUUAGCGCACCGAUCCACCCCAUUCAUCGUGUUCAGAACAAACUUGUAUGUCGUAAAUUAAAAGAGUAAAAGACGAAUCAGCUAGAACAAAAGUCACACAAAGAAAAAAAAUUAUGUUCCGUAAUAUAUACACACAAACCAAA
Molecule: messenger RNA, 3340 nt
Organism: Varroa destructor (honeybee mite)
Lineage: Eukaryota; Metazoa; Arthropoda; Arachnida; Mesostigmata; Varroidae
Source: RefSeq, a predicted model, not a curated record